Molecule: messenger RNA, 2304 nt
Organism: Cryptomeria japonica (Japanese cedar)
Lineage: Eukaryota; Viridiplantae; Streptophyta; Pinopsida; Cupressales; Cupressaceae
Exons: 4
Coding region: 897-1967 (356 amino acids)
Source: RefSeq, a predicted model, not a curated record
UAUUCGAUCACUUUUAUCUGAGCAAAGAUAUUUUCUUGUUUGACCUCUGCUUCCAGGGUUUUAUUCCCCUCUGCUGUAGCACAGACGUCUCUGAAUUCAUGGGCUGAUCACUCAUCUCCUCCUCAAAUUAGCUCUUUACAAAGCCCCUUUUACUCAUAAUCUGUAUUUUCUCUCGUCAGGAGGCCUUCAGCUCGAAUCACAGUGCCAGCAGCCCUGAUUAUUUGUUACGGUAUUUUAGGGGAUUUUACAAUGCCUGCAGCUUUUUGCGGGUGUGCUCGAAUCCCCCUGCAGGGCUUGUUUGUCUACGGGAGCGUUUCUUCUCAUCGUCUGAAACAGUGGGAAAAUUGGAACAAGCGUAGUGCUAUUACUAGUAGUAGUAAUUAACCCUUUAUUUGCAUCCAGUUUUGACUAAAUAUGGCCGAUCCUUUGAUCUUUACAACCAAUUUAUGAUUUGGGGUUUCUGCUCUUUAAAUCUGUCUACGACUUUUUUGGACUUGCGGAGCGAGGGUUUUGUCGGGUGCACAUACAGGCCCUGUGGUUUUAUUGACGGCAAAUAGUUAGAUUACAGAGUGGAUUUAGUUUUGUGGAUUUGAGUUCUGAGAUCUGUACAAUUCCCCAGGCGGUUGAUAUCCUGUAGCGGUGGAGUACUUGUGAUUGUGAAUUGCUGUGGGGGUCAGUAUCACAUAUUAUCUGCAGGGUUUUGGUAGUUGUCUGCAGAUUUUUCUGUGAGAUAAAUGAUUGCUAUGAAAAGCAGACUAUUUUGAGUGUCCUGAUAAUGGCAAUUUGAAUUUGGAGGAGAGUUUGAAUCAGUUUUUAAAAUUUUCAUCGCUGCAGCUGAAAUCAAGACUAGUAACUCAAUAGUAGACUUAAACUAUCUUUGUAACAUAUGCAACAGUAUGAGCAAUCUGAUUGAAGAGGGUUUGAAUGUAUGUAGUAUAGGGGAUGAUGUUGAUGGGUUUAUUUUAAAGAGUGAGAUUUCUCUAGUUGAAGAGUUGAGGGAUGCUUUUGAAGCAGGUUUGAAUUUUGAUGUCACAGAGAAGCCAAUUGGCAAUGCAAAUCAGCGGGACAAGGUGUGUGCUUCAUGCACAAAUGGGAAGGAACAAGAGCAUAAAGGAUGCUCUAGAAGUCUCAAACCAAUUGCUGUUACCAGUAAUGGUGAAUGCUCACAAAUAGAAGAGGGGAAAUCUGCCCUAGAUUCAGUUGAGUUGAAGUUGUGUAAGGCUUUAAUAAAGUGUGCAUCAUUUCCAUGCUCCGUACAUUCAACUGUAUCUUCUCAUCAUGUGUCUAAUGAGGAUUCUAGUGAGGCUGAGAGUGAAAUCUUGGAUGGCAAGCAACGACUUGAACUGAAGAACUCACUCCAUGGUCGCACAUUUUCUCUUCCUUCGUCAGUCCAAUUAAUGCCAGCUAUAAGAGGGGGUCAGGAGCGAAGCGGUUUGGGACCUCGACCAAAGCUAUCUGUGAAGUGGGCACCGGAUGUACAAGAGCCUCAGCAAAGUUCCGUCUCCCAUACUAUCAAAAAUUCCAGGCAAUUACAUUCAAAAAGGAAGGAUAAGAAACAUAAGCACAGAGGAAAAUCAAGUCAUACAAGUGAAAGCAGUAAAAAUUCCAAGAAGCGUCAUUCCAAGCGAAUUUAUAACAGUGAGAGUAUUCAUUCAAGAUUGCAGCCUCCAGCAUAUGGUAAUAGCAUAUUGUUAGAUGCUUGGGAUUCAAGAAAUCCGAGGAAUUCUAUGUUAGUGCCUGGUAAGACUCAACUUAUAGGGUUGGGUACGCCUAUUUUUGACAUGCAGAAAGGAAAGGAUGACCUAUCGCUCAAUGUGCAUUCUAAGCAUUUCUGUGAACAAAGGGAAAGUGACUUCUUCGCUAAAGGGUUGUCGGAUAUGGAUUUUAUAUCUCAAGGAUUGAAAUGUGCUAGUUCUUUCAGGUACAGUAUUCAGGGUAAAAAUCUUUCAUGUACAGAGGCUGCUUGAAAGUAUUUGGGUGGUUCUGCGCUCGUCCCAGUGCUGAAAUAAUUUUGUGCUCUAUAUUGUAAUUAUGUUGUUGGAUAUUUUUAGUUUUAUUUUCUGAAACAUCAAACUCAACAACAUGACGACGUACAUCUCAGCUGUCAUAAAGAGUAAUGGUUUGCACCCGAAAUAAGAGAGUAAUGGUUUGUGCAUUAAAUCAGGAGGUAAUGGUGUCGGCUCUAAAUAUUUGCUGAGUAAAUAUUCUAACAAGACAAUAAGCCACAAAUUCUCGAGUCACCGACUGUAUAGUUAUUUGACCAUCUUGUAUUUUAUUUGAUUGAAUGGUUUUGCUUUUGUAUGA